AUGGAACCAUGCAUUUUGUAUCAGGACGAAGAAGCUUCAGUGAUAUUGCUGGACAUUCCUCGCUCUAUUGAGCUUGCUCAAGGCCACCACAAGUACAGAAUUGUGUCUUCCGAACCUUUACGCUCACCCUUCCCUUCUGUUGAACCCAAAUCUGCAAAAGCAAAAGCAAAUCUCAAAGAGGUUCCGAUUGAAGAUCUUGUGCUUCAAAAACACUUGCAGUUAGCACUCAACUCUGUUGCAGAGAAUUACUCGUGCGAAUGGAGUCUCCCUCGCACAACGAAAGACCCGCAAAAUACAGAUGUCGAAAUAGGAAACGGAAAGAGGAAGAGAGUAGAUGAGGGUCUUACGGUAGCAAAUUCUGGAAUACUGGAGAAGUCUACAUUCAAAUGGGAUCAGAAAGAGUGUACAUCACUUGAAAGAGAGUUUCCAUGUCUCAGCCAGAAUGCAACACAAUCAUCUAUCUUUAUCAAACCAAUGCCAACAGAACUGCUGGUUCGCAUGCCACCAUAUUCCUCCGCCUUAGAAGGAGAUAUCGCCCAGACAAUAACAACUUUCAGUAGUACAGCACCUAAAUUCGACUUAAUAGUGCUGGAUCCUCCCUGGCCCAAUCGAUCAGCAAGGAGGAAACAGGCAUACGGCAUCACCUAUUCCACAUCAGAAAUAAACCAAUUGCUUUCAUCAAUACCAAUUGAGGAUCAUAUGGUAGAUAAUGGUUUGGUGGCAGUUUGGGUAACCAAUAAAGUAGCCUUCCAAGAAUUGAUACUUGGCGAAGGAGGUUUAUUUGAUCAUUGGGGUAUCGAGCUGAAUGAGAAAUGGGUUUGGCUGAAAGUUACCACUGCCGGUGAGCCUAUAUGCCCGCUUGAUUCUGUUUGGAGGAAGCCGUAUGAAAUAUUGCUAGUAGGGAGGAAAAGGGUGCAGGAAGCCAGUACUCCACAGAUCAAGACUAAAGUGGUCAUUGGAGUUCCUGAUAUGCAUUCGAGAAAGCCGAAUCUCAAGCAUUUAUUUGCGGCUAUGGAGGACAAGCCAAAUAUCCUUGGACUCGAGAUAUUUGCGAGGAACCUAACGGCUGGUUGGUGGGCUUGGGGAAAUGAAGUGUUCAAAUUCCAAGCUGAAGAACAUUGGAAGGAUGACUAUUGA
Molecule: messenger RNA, 1137 nt
Organism: Glarea lozoyensis ATCC 20868
Lineage: Eukaryota; Fungi; Ascomycota; Leotiomycetes; Helotiales; Helotiaceae
Exons: 1
Coding region: 1-1137 (378 amino acids)
Cellular component (GO): RNA N6-methyladenosine methyltransferase complex; nucleus
Molecular function (GO): methyltransferase activity; nucleic acid binding
Source: RefSeq, a predicted model, not a curated record